Molecule: messenger RNA, 744 nt
Organism: Rotaria sordida
Lineage: Eukaryota; Metazoa; Rotifera; Eurotatoria; Philodinida; Philodinidae
Source: the annotation of a GenBank genome assembly
AUGACGAAUAAAGCGAUUGAUCUUUUCAAUAAGAUUAAAAAUCCUGAUGAAAUCAUUAUAAAUCUUUUAUUUAAUGUUUGUGCUCAAUUAGGAACAAAAGAAGCAUUAAAUUUAGUAAAAAACAGUCUCAAAAGAAAUUCCAAAAAAUUUUUUCAUUCAAAUUUUUGUCUGUCAACUUCUUUAUUUGAUGCAUUGAUUAAAUGUGGUGAUUGUUCAAAUGCAGAAAUACUUUUUUCAAAAAUGACAAAAUCUGUAACCCAUUAUGGAAAUCUAGUGUGUGGAUUUAAUAAAGAAAAUAAUCCUUUAAAAAUAUUAAAUUUAUUUAAACAAAUGAAACUUGAUAGUUUUGAAGCAGAUUUAAUUAUUUAUCCUUGUAUUAUAAAAUCUUCAUCCGAAAUUGGUGAUGAUUCAAUAUUUAAUUGUUAUGAUUUAAAUGAAAUGGAUAUUCAAGCAAUUAAACUUUAUCGUGAAAUGCCAUCAGAAUUAAUUAAUGAAGUAACACAUAUUUGUGUUCUAAAUGCAUGUUCACAUUCAGGACUUGUGGAUGAAGCUCGUUCAAUCUUCAAAAAUAUUCAAAACAAAAGAGAGAAAAUUUAUGUCACUAUGAUUGAUUUUCUUAGUCAUGCAUCCUUCUUUGAUGAAGCACAAGAAUUAACUGAUGAAUAUGAACGUUAUCAUUCACCUGUAUUAUCCAUGUAUUUUGAAAAAGGACUUAGAUCAAAUGUUCAAUCUAUUUUUCCUUGA